Messenger RNA from Parnassius mnemosyne (clouded apollo), 1689 nucleotides. Lineage: Eukaryota; Metazoa; Arthropoda; Insecta; Lepidoptera; Papilionidae. The record is from the annotation of a GenBank genome assembly.
AUGGCUGAUAGUUAUAAGAAAAAUUUAAAUACAAAUUUUAGGAGGAACUUAAAAAAUAAAAAUUCAAAUAAACUUCAGAGUAAAUCUAAGUCUUGUGUUGAUGUUAAAACACCACCCUUACCAACUAUGGAAGAUUUCACUAUAGAAGAAUUACUGAAAAAAAGACAAUCUAUUCGAGAAAAUCUAAAAAAAAUUAAGAAAUAUAACAAUCAACCUGAAGAAAAACAGAAAAUAAGUGAAAGAAAACGUAAACACAAUGACAACAAAAAUGACAUUAAAAAUUAUCAAAAUAUAAAAAGUAAACAUGAACAUAAAAUAUGUAAAGAAACUUAUCAUUAUGGUGAUGAUUAUAUACACAAUUCAGAAUCUGAAGAUGAAGAAUACAUAAUUGAACAACGCAGAAAACAACGUAAGCAACUAUUAGAGCAAUUGACAGCGAAACAAGAUGAUUCAUACAAUAAAGAUGUUAGUAUUAGAACUCCAAAAAAUGUCCAUAUUAGUUACGAGAACAAUAAUCAUAGCUCAAUUGAACAAACAGAGGGAGCUACUGUGAAAAAUAUUACUGAUAUGUUUUCAGAAAAAGAUGAAUUCACUUGCAACAAUAAUCUGGAGAAUAUAACUCAAGAUAAUAAUGAUAAAACUGCUCUAUUAGUAGACAAUUGGGAUGACCCAGAAGGAUAUUAUAAAGUUACAAUUGGGGAUUGUAUCAAUAACAAUAGAUAUAUCAUUAAAGCUAUUCUUGGGCAAGGAGUAUUUGCUAAUGUUGUUCGUGCACAAGACAGUAAUAACAAAAAUAAUGAUGUUGCAAUAAAAAUUAUUCGAAAUAAUGAGUUAAUGCAAAGAACGGGUUUGAAAGAAAUUGCAAUUUUGAAAGAAAUAAAUGAAAAUGAUCCUAAAAACAAGUAUCACUGUUUAAAACUAUUGCAUCAUUUUACACACAAAGGCCAUCUUUGCCUAGUAUUGGAGCCAUUUAAUAUGGACAUGCGAUGUUUAUUAAAAAAGUAUGGGAAACAUAAUGGCAUUAGUUUGAAAUCUUUAAUGAAUUAUAGCAGACAACUUUUGCUAGCAUUAAAACUUCUGAUGAAAGUAGGAAUUAUACAUGCUGAUAUUAAACCAGACAAUAUUUUAGUGAAUGAAAAAAAGACAAUGUUAAAAUUAUGUGAUUUUGGCUCUGCUGCUAAGAUUCAUUAUAAUGAGCCAACACCUUACUUAGUUUCAAGAUUUUAUAGAGCACCAGAAAUUAUACUAGGCAUACCAUAUAGCUAUGGAGUUGACAUAUGGUCUACAGCAUGUACAAUAUAUGAAAUGGCAACAAACACAAUAUUAUUUACGGGAGGAUCUAAUAAUAAAAUGCUGAAGUGCAUUAUGGAUUUAAAGGGUAAAAUUCCUGGUAAAUUACUUAAAAAAGGUAAAUUCAAAGAUCAACAUUUCAACUAUAAAAACAAUUUUCUUUUACACAAAAAAGAUAAAGUUACUGAAAGGGAAAAGGUUAUUGAAGUUUGUAAUAUUGAUAUUUCUAGAGAUCUUCACCGUGAUUUAAAAAAAUAUUUCAAACUUUUAACACCACCUGAGGAGAAAAAAGUUACUCAGCUUAAGGAUUUAUUAGAUAAGAUGCUGAUAUUGGAUGAUAAACGAAGAUUAUCUCCAACAGAUUGUUUAAAACAUUCUUUCAUUCAAAUACAGCUAUAA